Messenger RNA from Populus trichocarpa (black cottonwood), 811 nucleotides. RefSeq lists its product as uncharacterized. The transcript has a single exon. The record is from RefSeq and is a predicted model, not a curated record. Lineage: Eukaryota; Viridiplantae; Streptophyta; Magnoliopsida; Malpighiales; Salicaceae. Bases 247 to 516 code for a protein of 89 amino acids.
UGAUAUAAUACCAUUUGCUUUCGUUUAAGCCAAAACCACCUGCUACAGCUUGUGGCUAGCUUCUGAUUUUCCUCCGAACUUCUGGCCCCCUUUCUUGCACUUACCUACCUCCUCUCUAUAUAAGCAAAAGCACCCAGCUUGCCAUUUCCACCGUCAAACUCAAAUCCUCAAUUACAUCUCAACUUCUAUCUAAAAAUUGUCCAUUUCAAAUCCUUGAUGUUCUAGUACUAAGAAGGAAAUAGAGAAAUGAGUUCAGCAAGCAAAGCUUGGGCUGUAGCAACUAGUAUUGCAGCCGUCGAAGCCUUGAAAGAUCAAGGAUUCUGCAGAUGGAACUACACAAUAAGAUCAUUACAUCAACAUGCCAAGAACCAAGUCAGGUCAUUCUCUCUGGCCAAGAAGCUCUCUUCUCAAACUUCUAGGGCGGUUCCAGGUAAACUAAGAGAAAAUCAGAAAUCAAAGCAGUCAGAGGAGUCACUGAGAAAAGUCAUGUACUUAAGUUCUUGGGGUCCUUACUAGUCUCUAAACUAAAUAUUGCAGAGGAACUACAUUCAUGCAUGGACUGGUAGCAGCAUAGAGACAAUCUACAGUUUUCAAGACUUCAUUAUUUGAAGAAACAUGACAAGGCCACCUUCUUAUAGAGAUGGAAGUUGGAACCCAUCAACAAUUAUUCAGCUCCAUCAGAUUAUGCUCUUGCAAUUUAUGUUUCGAUCAAUGUUGAAAGUGAAUUCCUGAAUGAUGGGGGAAAAAUAGUGUAAAUUGUAAAUUUUGGUCCCAAUUUACUGAAUAUCAAACCAUAUUAUUUUUGGAUAAA